Molecule: messenger RNA, 606 nt
Organism: Thyridium curvatum
Lineage: Eukaryota; Fungi; Ascomycota; Sordariomycetes; Thyridiales; Thyridiaceae
Exons: 1
Coding region: 1-606 (201 amino acids)
Molecular function (GO): S-adenosylmethionine-dependent methyltransferase activity
Source: RefSeq, a predicted model, not a curated record
AUGCCCGCCGACUUUGAAAAGCAGAGCUACUGGCAGAAGCGCUUCGCCCGGGAGACGGCCUUUGAGUGGCUCGUCUCCUCCGCGACGUUCCUGAGCCUCCUCGACCCCCUGCUCUCCCAGUUUGCAGAACCCUCCGAGAUCCGCGUCCUGCACCUCGGCGGCGGGACGAGCGACCUGCACUGCCACCUCCGCCUCCGGGGCUUCGAGGACGUGACCAACGUGGACUACGAACCGCUGGCCGCCGAGCGCGGGCGCGCCCUCGAGCAGCGCCAGUUCGGCGACGUGCGCAUGAGCUACCUGACCGGCGACGCGACGCAGCUCGACCUGCGGGACGACUCGGCCAGGUUCGACCUCGUGAUCGACAAGAGCGCCGCCGACGCCAUCUCGUGCGGCGGCGAGAGCAUGGUCGUGCGCAUGGCGCUCGGCGUCAAGCGGUACCUGGCCGAGGGCGGCGUCUGGGUGUCGUUGAGCUACUCCGGCUCGCGGUUCGACAUCGUCGAGUUUCCGCUCCGGGUAGAAGAGUUGGGACGGAUCCCGAUGCCGAAGCGUUUGGAGUCGGAACCGGAUCUAUUUUACCACUGCUAUCUGUUGAGGAGGAAAGGCUGA